CCUCAGCACUGCGGUAAUAUGGCUCCGUAGCGAGCGGCCCAGCUUAGUGCUGCUGCCGCCAUUAACCCUUGGGUGUCCGGCGGCGGGGGGGCGGCCCGGCGGGCUCAGGCGCUGCCCGGCCGUUGCCCUGCCGUGAGGAUGAGCUCGGCCGCCGGCCCCGCCGCCCUACCUCCGGGCUCCGCCACCAGGGCCUUGCAUGUGGAGCUGCCCUCGCAGCAGCGCCGGCUUCGCCACCUUCGGAAUAUUGCUGCACGUAACAUCAUCAGUAAGAAUGGUUAUCGCCUCUUGGACACCUACUUCACUCUCCACCUGUGUGAUAACACCAAGAUAUACAAAGAAUUUUAUAAGAGUGAAGUGAUCAAGAAUUCUCUGAAUCCAACCUGGAGGAGUUUGGACUUUGGAAUAAUGCCUGAUCGUCUCGAUACGUCUGUCUCGUGCUUCGUUGUGAGGAUCUGGGGUGGCAAGAAGGAGCACUUCCAGCUUCUGAUCGAAUGGAAGGUCAAUCUGGAUGGAUUGAAGUACUUGGGACAGCAGAUACAUGCAAGAAACCCAAAUGAGAUUAUUUUUGGUCUCAAUGAUGGUUAUUAUGGAGCUUCGUAUGAGCAGAAGGAUCACUCAGGUACCCUGAAGAACAGCCUUCUCCAGGUGGAUCAGAACUGCGUUCGUAACUCUUACGAUGUCUUCUCUUUGCUUAGGCUUCACAGAGCCCAGUGUGCAAUUAAACAGACUCAGGUAACUGUUCAGAAAAUAGGAAGGGAGAUAGAAGAAAAGCUGAGAUGCACAUCUACAAGCAAUGAACUGAAAAAGGAGAGUGAAUGUUUACAGUUGAAGAUUCUGGUGCUACGUAAUGAACUGGAGAGGCAGAGGAAGGCCCUUGGUCAAGAAGUAGCUUUGUUACAUAAGGAAAAGAAUACUUUACAUGACAAAGGAAAUGCAUUUGAGGCUGAGUAUCAGAAGCAUCAAGAGCGUAAUGAAUCCCUGCAUGAAUUAAGAAAAGAAUGCACUGCAAAGAGAGAACUGUUCCUGAAGACCAGCGCCCAGCAGACCGCUCGAUGCAAGCAGUUGCUCUCAGAGCUGUCCUACAUCUACCCUAUCGACCUGAAUGACCAAAAGGAUUACUUUGUUUGUGGAGUCAAGCUUCCGAACUCUGAAGACUUUCAAGCAAAAGAUGACGGAAGCAUCGCUGUUGCCCUGGGCUACACCGCUCAUUUGGUUUCAAUGAUCUCCUACUUCUUACAAGUGCCACUCAGGUAUCCCAUAAUUCACAAGGGCUCCAGGUCUACAAUCAAAGAUAACAUCAACGACAAACUGACAGAGAAAGAGAGAGAAUUUCCUUUAUACCCAAAAGGAGGAGAGAAGCUUCAGUUUGAAUAUGGAGUGUAUCUUCUCAACAAAAACAUAGCACAGCUUAGAUAUCAACAUGGGCUGAGUACUCCAGAUCUAAGGCAAACUCUUCCUAACCUGAAAAAUUUCAUGGAACUCGGGCUCAUGGUCAGAUGAUAUCCCAGGUGCUGCAAGGUGUCGAAAAUAUCAUCCAGUGUGAGGUAACCCCACCAGGGUUUGCUGCCAGAUCACUUGGUGCUGCCCUGGUGACUGGAGAUGGACUCAACAUUGCUUCAGCUGAUUGGAGAAAUAAUCUCUUGUCACAGUUAAAUUAGGGUGGAAGAGUUGCUCCUAAUGAGAUAAUAAACUAUUAAGCACUAAUGGGCAGACAUUAAUAACUUGGAGCUGGUUUGUGUCUUCUGGGAGAAUCUCAAAACCCAAAAACCUGAUUUGAAACGACACCACUGUGACACUGGCUGAUCUUUAACAGUGCAAUUAAAGCUUUCUAGGGCUGUUUGUAUUGUAUCUGAAUGCCCUGAAGCACUGAGCAGACCCUGCUGGUGUGUGCCAUCUUCUCACUACUGAAACUUCAAAAGAGUUUUGCUUUCUCAGAGCUGAUGAUCGCUGCCUUCUGGUAGAUUGAGUCUAUCUUUGUUCCUCCAAUACGCAGAACGUGGGAAGGAGAACAGCUAUGAAGGCAGCUUGUGAUCACACAGCCUUUAAUACUGAAAGGCAAGGGGGGGGAAAGAAAAAAGAGCUUUUCAUUGCUGCUCCAGUUGAAAAUGAUAGGAGCAGGCUUUGGAUGGAGUUAUGUGCCUUGGAGUAACGUGGCUCAGUAUCAGACCCCUGGAACAAGAGUUCUGCUUUUAGUAACAGCCCCUAAAGUCCUAUGGGACAUCACUGUACCAGAGCACUUUCCAGCCCUUAUUUCUGUGCUGCACUUUGCUUUUAUCUUUCCUUCAGCCCUUGCGUAGAGAAAUGCUGAUCAAAGUGAGCAAAGCUGUUUGGCAAAUCGUUUGACUGGGGGGAUAAUCUUGGCAAAUACGGGAGGAGGAGAGGGAUCAUCUUUGAGCAGAGCAGUGCAAGUGUUGCCUGAUGGAAAUCCAGCUCAGCCAGCAAACAGAGCCUGAGAAAAGGAAGCUGUGGUUCUCGUGCAGCUCCACAUUCUCAGUAGUUGUAACCACAGCUGAAAAGAUUCUCCCUUCUUUUCUUAUCCCGAGGUGUGGGAAGAAAAAAGCUUCAAUCAUCAGGCAAAUAUUGCUGUCAGUUUGUUAUUUCAUCCAUCGCUGUGAUGUCAAAACCCAAAGAUGACGUGUGGUCACCUAAAUAAGAACACAAAGGGCUAAAAUACCCAAACUAUGGCUUCUGUAGUGCCUGAACCUCACGUGCAGGCUGGGAUGGGUGCAGGUGGCCCUCGAAUAAGCAGAGAGGUGAGGGCUCUGGGUCACAAGGUGUACAUCUUUGCUCUUCCCUUCUAGUGUCCAUUAGCUCUGAAGAGCAGAUAGUGUCAGCUUUAGGUACUUGUUGGAGGUUUUGCCUUCGUGCUGCCAGGUUUUUUUUUUCCCUGUUAGGUGAUACGCAGUCAUUAGCAAGACAAAACACAUUUUUGGGCCAGAUAAUAUUUCAAAACAUGUAGGAAUAUGAAGCACAGUUCUCUGGGAAUAUCACAUUCCCUCCUUGCCCCCACAUGAAUGUCUAUGCCUCAUUUCCUUCUCACCUCCACGACUUGCAUGCAUAGUUGUUCUUUUUUAACUUUUUCUUAAGGCUGAUGGCUCUAAACAAGGCUCCUUAGUGCUUCCUAAUAAUAUAAAUGGAAAUGAGCCUUUACAGGGAGCCUGGCUCAAGGGGAAAACUGGCGAGACUUCCACAGCCAGGCACUGCAGUUGAGCACAUGCGUAGCGAAGCACAGAUGCCCACUGUCUUGUGAAUAAUAUCUGCUUACAUAUAUUUAAGCAAGCAGAAAGGCCACCAGCUGUUAAAAUGAAGAUUGGAAGGGAUUUUUCGUUUUCAGGAUACAGCAGGUGAGUAAUCUGACGCUCCGGGCUGCAGACAGCAGUCGGCAAAGUAUUUCCAGGCUAUCCUUCAUCUGUGGGAUGAGAGCAGGAGCGUGUGAGGUGGUGAUGAGUUUUUCUUAUUCACACAUUCAUUUACACUGACUGGUUUGGUUUUUUUUUGUCGUUGUUCAAUUGCUGGUUUUCAGUUUCCUUCGUUGUCACUGCAGACAGCUUUUGCUGAACUGCUGUCAAAUCGCAGUCAUGCUGUGACUUACGUUGCACUUAGUUUAUCUGUGAAGAGGACCUACUCAUAGCUCUUAGUCUUCUCUAAAGACAUCCCUGUUUCUCUGCAGCCUGGAAUUGAAUCCCAGAGAUAAACAGGGUAACCAAAAUCUGUAGUUAUUUAAUUCAGGCUUAGCCUCACUCUCUGAGAAGGAUCAGAUAUACACAUCAGAAUAUAUAUACGUAUAUAUAUCAGAUAUAUAUACAGAAUAGUUUUGUUACUCCUGCAGAUGUGAGGAUGAUGUUUAAUGUUUGUAUUCUUACAACUUUGGUUGUAAAACCAAUUAGCCCAUUAUUUCAGGCUUCAAUCGGAGCAAAUUUGGCAGUUUGCUACAGAUUUCUUUGCUUCAGGCCCUGAUGAACUGCAUAGUUCUGCCUGCAGCCUUUUGUAUACCUGCAGGGUUGGACUGAGGUUUAAUUGCAUUGCUGCUGGAUGCCUCUGCCUGGGGUGACUUGUUUUAGUUUCUCAAGCAUUAAAUGAUGAAUACAUGUUUUCACAUUGCAACUUGCAUGAUUUAUUGCAUCAAGCAUGCAGGUCUGCAAGCUCUGCUUCCCUCUUCAUAUCUCCUGGUACCUGUAUUCUGCUGUAUUUACCUUUCUCCUCGUGUGCCCCAACUGCAGAGUGUUACUGUAUUAUACACAGAUGAAGCCAGGACAGAUCUGCUGCUUCUGCACAUGCUGUUACAGAGGCUAAGCAACACCAAAGCCUUACUUUCCUGCUAUCAGAUUUAGAUGAUGUCUCACUUUCUUAAGGCGAAAGAUGACAAGCUAAAGUUUUGUUUGAUUUACAUUUUCCCACUUGUGUUCUCCAAAAUCUUUGUUUCCUUUUGGGAACACUUAUCUGUAUUUCAGAUUUCUCAAGCAUGGGAUCUCGCUGGCUCCCAGAAAAGCAGCUCAUUUUUAAGACCAGCAUUUGUUGAUGCACGAGGGGCCCUAUGCAGUUGUUCUCUGAAUAUCUGAAAGUAUGCAGUUCAUUCCAGCUUUUGAGACACUGAAUCUGUACUUUACACCUAGACUGCUUACACAUAUACACUUGACUUUGUUUUAUUCCUUUCUGCGUGUUCACCUCUAUCGUUCACAAGUCAGCCUGACUUCUGAGGGGCGGUAUUUGUAUUAAGAGCAAAUAAAGCAGCACUCUGCAGACUCGAGCAGUGCAGUGAGAAGGCUUUUCCUAGUGAAGAAAUGCAACAACAGGGUUAGCUAAUGUGGGCAAAUGCACGUGUUCCUUUAGAAAUCCUUGUCUGCAGUCAGGGAGAUGUCCUUUGGGGCCCUUAUAUAAAAGCUAUACCCAAAGAUGCUUGCACACCAAGGCCUUCCACUACUUGAAGGGAGUGGAUAAACAGGAGUGGGAAUGGCUGUUUGUGAGGGUGGAUGGUGACAGGACAAGGGGGAAUGGCUUUAAACUGAGACAGGGGAGGUUUGUGUUGGAUAUGAGGAGGAAGUUUUGGAGCCAGAGGGUGGUGAGGCACUGGCACAGGUUGCCCAAGGAGGCUGUGGAUGCCCCAUCCCUGCAGGCAUUCAAGGCCAGGCUGGAUGUGGCUCUGGGCAGCCUGGGCUGCUGGUUGGUGACCUGCACACAGCAGGAACAGGUUGGAAGUGGAUGAGCUUUGUGCUCCUUUGCAACCCAGGCCAUUCUGUGAUUUCUUCAACAAGUUGUUUGGCUCCAAACAAGGGCAAACCUCGUUGUUGUCUGAGCUGUUCACAGGCUUGUGCAGAUGCUCAGCCAUCCUCUGCACUGCUGCAGUCGCCCUGGUUGAGCCCAUACAGCCUUUCAGCUUGUGGUCGCUCUGUUUUCCAGCCUGAGUAAGGUAGGUGAUUUCUCUGGCAUAUCCAUGCAGUCCCAGAGCUAUUGCCCUUUUGGUGUCUGUAGGUUAAAAAGCAAACUUAAGACAUUCUCGUGCAGUGCAAUAUCACACCUGGGGAGCUGAAGGUGUAAAGCAAACAGUGUGUUUCAGGUGUAGGUGCAGAGCAUUAUUUACCUUUCAUUGUGCUCCUUUGCAACCCAGGCCACUCCAUGAUUCUAUCAUUGCUUCUGAAUUGCAGAGGUAUGCCUUGGUUUGUAUUCUGCUAGAUUCAACAGGAGGCCAACACAUAACGUUACAGCAGAGGAAACUCUGGUAGCUUAAUUUAUGAAGAUUUUUUUUUAUUAUUUCAAAAGCACGUGUCAGAAUUCCAGAGCUGCCAAAAAGGCACAGUUUCACCUCAGCUUCGUACUGGCAGCCUCCCUUAGCAUCCCUGUCACCACUGUGUGUAACUUACCCAGUAAUCUCAGAGAAGGUGAGAAGCUCUUAUUGCUCUGUAGCACGGUUGACAUGAUAUUGGCCCAGGGCUGUGCUUGGAGCUUCAGGCAUUUCAGAUGGCUGUAAACCAACUUAAACACCUUCAUUUAGCCUCCUUGCUGCCAUGAGGUCAUAGUUUGCAAUACACACACACACAAAAAAAGAUCAAAUGCUGUUAUUUUUUUUUUAAAGUAUUCUCAUACCAAAGAGCUGUAGCUGUGGAUUUUGGCUUUGGGCCCGACAAUCAAGAUUUAGUAUUUUGACCAGCUGUGAUCCAAUAAUGUUCCUCAGAGGAAACGUUUUGCAGGGAGGAAAAGAUGCAUAUUUGAGCCUGCAAAUUGUGUUCUGUCUCAUAAUGCUUUACAGUUUCUCUGUGCCCUUUGCAGACGGAUUAAAUAAUAGCAACUGAAUCUGACCAGAGAAACUCCUUAUCAAAACCACAAACGGAUUCCAGUUGUAAUCUGUUCUCUAGGAAAAAUAACUGCAGAGAUGGCUGCCCACUAUUUCAGUCAGCGUAGGUGUUUGCAGUGCGGAGUUCACGUCUUGCACCACGGGUCUGAAGAGUAAAAAUGAGUAUUCUGGGGGAGAAAACAGAUAUCUCGUAGAUUUUCUGCCAGUAAAACUUGUAGCUGAGGUUAGAGUCUGUAUAAAUUGACGUUCUAGAUUUGGAUGCAAUUGAAGCACUGAAAUCAGUGGUGAUGUAAUUCUCUUAUCUACGAUAGCCAAUAAAUCAGAAUUUCUCUUCCAUUUUUGUUUUUAAUUUGGAAAUUCUACUUCCUAAGAGCAAUCUGACCUACUCCUCUGUGUCGCUCGUCCCAGUCUGAUCCAACUGGAUGACUAAACACCAUUAAGACCCAAUGACAGUUCAUCAGGCCCGGUUUUCCUACUCCACCAGUUGCAGGCUGUUCCUUUUGGGCAGGUGUCCACAUCUGCUUGCUGUCCCAGAAGAUCAGGCAGGUCAUUGUGUCAGGAAGCUGAACCAGCUCACCCCUGGUGAUUCAGGUCAAGGCUGCGCCUCAGGGCUGCACUCCUGCAUGCUGAACUUGUUUGGCUAGCAAGGAUACCUUGUGCUCUCUACAGUUUACGGGCAAUUGGAUGUUAAUUUUCUAUGUGAAGUGCUUUUUCUUAUUAAUUCCAUGAGCUGUGAAGCUGAUAAAGCACCUCUUUCUCAUGGCUUUGCCUUGAUGCAGUGCUGUGAGUUUUGGUAACCAUACAGACGUUGCUCAAGGGAAAUAUGAGUAGAAUAGAGUUCCUCUGUCAGCUGCUUGUUUUCGUAGAGAUUAAUAGCAACCUCGUACAUCUGAGCUCUGUGCUUCUUUGGAAACAUUAUUUCUGAUCUGAAACCACGGUUUGACUUCACGUUCUCACCUGAGGGGAGGUGAGGGAGCAGGAGAAGAUGCCUUGGCUUGACUGUAGCUGAGAACCAUGCAGUUUUUAUUUCACUCACUGCAGUAUGAUGAUCAGUCACAUAAUCAUAAAAUGGCUUGGGUUGGAAGGGACCUCAAAGAUAAUCCAGUUCCAACCCCCUGCUGUGGGGCAGGGCUGCCAACCACUCAAUCAAUCACUAGAUCAGGCUGCCCACGGCCCCAUCCAACGUGACCUUGAGCACCUCCAGGGAUGGAGCAUCCACAGUCCACUGCUUUUGGGUACAGAGACCCAUUCAUUCUAAACCGGUUGCUCAGUUCAUGGCCAAGAAGGGGCAUCCAAAGGGAAGGAUGGUCCCCUUCAUCACCACAGGCUCACAGCAUGGUGUUGCUCACCUUUCUCUCCACUGCCUGCACUGUUAUUUUUUUCCACCAGUGAUUGUGGAAAGAGGGUAGGCAAUGAACUCUUGGAUGGCUGAUCUCCAAAGGCCUUCAUGUGUAUUUAUUUUAAUCUAAAUGCCGUAGCUAAUAUUUGAUAGGCGCUUAAGCCAUUCUGUUGACCUCAUUCCUGCUCUCUCAGCUUUAGGCUGUUAUCCCUGUAAUUAUUCCUGACUGAAGCUAAGCCCAUCCCAUUCAUAUUUAUUGGCAGUGAGGAAUAGUUUCAGCAAUCUGCCUGCGUAUGUGUCCAGCAGAUUAAGACCCAAUCUUACAGACUGAAGUAGGGCCCUUUUAACCGUAUGUAGUUUAAGGAGCCUGGCUGCAAGUGCUUUUUGUUUUAAUUCAUUAGUUUGAACGCUGGUAUGAUAAAUGAAGAUGAUUCCUGCCAUGUUGCUCUAUGGACUGCCCUUAUGUACUCUGCUAAAGAACUGGGAGGUUAUUUUGUAAAUGAGGGAGAUUAGCUCUGCAUUGCUGCUAUGUUUAGGCUGUUAGAUCACUUAGCGUAGAUCAUUCUGCCAGUUCGACUUACUAAGAGGUUUUUUUACUUUGGCUGCUGUACUGAAGAGGUAUUGUUCAGACAUGCAUAACAUGUUAACUUGAAUGGCCUUGUCAUAACAAGCACUUGAAAAACUCUUCUGGUCCUGCAAGCUAAUUAAUGUCUCACCCUUUUGACUGCAUCUACAAAACAGUUUGGCUGUAUUUCUUUUUAGGAGAAGCUCGAGUCUACGUGCCCGCCGGAACAAUUUGUAAAGCUGCCUCUCUUGAGCUAAUUAGACAUUACAGUUGUUCAUGUUCAUUGUACUCAGGCACUUACAUCUCUGCUGUUUCUUUACCU
Messenger RNA from Lagopus muta (rock ptarmigan), 8515 nucleotides. RefSeq names its product UV radiation resistance associated (gene UVRAG). The record is from RefSeq and is a predicted model, not a curated record. Gene Ontology annotation, molecular function: SNARE binding. Gene Ontology annotation, cellular component: endosome; lytic vacuole. NCBI's taxonomy places the organism in Eukaryota, Metazoa, Chordata, Aves, Galliformes, Phasianidae. Bases 139 to 1500 code for a protein of 453 amino acids. The transcript is spliced from 15 exons. Gene Ontology annotation, biological process: SNARE complex assembly.